This is a messenger RNA of Rotaria sordida, 147 nucleotides long. The record is from the annotation of a GenBank genome assembly. Lineage: Eukaryota; Metazoa; Rotifera; Eurotatoria; Philodinida; Philodinidae.
GAUUUAACUAUAUUACAAACAGCUAAUGAUUUAUUAUAUCAAUCAAAAGAUGAUGACAAUGAUGAUGAUCUACAAAUUCCGAAAUUACAUCGACUUGCUCGAAUACCACCUAUUAUGUCUGGAUCGAGUACAACAUCAGCAUCAUAA